ACAACACCAGAGGAGCUCGCGGGGAAGAAGAUGAGUUUACAACAGGUUAAUGUGCCAGUGGAGGUGUCGAAGAUCUCGGUGCAGUACAAAGAGAGAAGAAGAAAGCAGAUGAUGGCGUUCUUUGGAGCCACUGCCACCACUCUUCUCUUCGCGCGCCUGGCGUACAGAGGUGUUCAAUCAAGAAGAUACAUUCCACAGCUGUUCAACGCCAACCACAUCCCGCCGGCGUUCUCGUUCCAGAGGGAUGCCAUCCUGGCAGUAACGCACGCUACAUGCCUGGCCACUUCAGGCUUUGCAAUGGCCAUCACCGGUGUGUGCUGGACAUGGGAUGUCAGCACGCCAAAGGAGUUCGGGUUCAAAGUGAAGAGAUUACUCGGAGGCGAUGUCAAUGAACAGAAGCUCAGCGAAGCGCCUAUGGAUGAAGAGUCACUUACGGUUCAGGACGCCAUCAACAGAAUCAUGAACGGCGAGGACAUCACCGAAGGUUUAGAUGAGGAGCUCUCUAAAUGAUUCAGGCGCUUGGAGUACAGCCGCUGGGAGUACAGCCGCCAGUGCCUGAUGAUCUUGUAUAUAUAUACGUGUAUAGACGAUAACUACGCGACUUGUGGAG
Williopsis jadinii is the source of this 610-nucleotide messenger RNA. RefSeq lists its product as uncharacterized. The transcript has 2 exons. Bases 31 to 510 code for a protein of 159 amino acids. The record is from RefSeq and is a predicted model, not a curated record. Gene Ontology annotation, cellular component: mitochondrion. NCBI's taxonomy places the organism in Eukaryota, Fungi, Ascomycota, Saccharomycetes, Phaffomycetales, Wickerhamomycetaceae.